Mirounga angustirostris (Northern elephant seal) is the source of this 1512-nucleotide messenger RNA. It is a transcript of the gene CIRBP, whose product is annotated as cold inducible RNA binding protein. Gene Ontology annotation, molecular function: RNA binding. The transcript has 10 exons. Gene Ontology annotation, cellular component: spliceosomal complex. The record is from RefSeq and is a predicted model, not a curated record. The coding region runs from base 216 to 722 and encodes 168 amino acids. Gene Ontology annotation, biological process: positive regulation of mRNA splicing, via spliceosome. Lineage: Eukaryota; Metazoa; Chordata; Mammalia; Carnivora; Phocidae.
UUGGCUGGCGCGGGGUGAGGGGCGGGGACCCGCGGCGGCGUACUUAAGGCCGGGCGCUCGGCGUCCCCCCCCUCACUUGCGCGUUAGGAGGCUUGGCUCGUUGUGCUGCGCCUUGUUCCCGCCUGCGUCAGGGGACCUUCCCGACUCAGUGGGGGUGCGGUGAAGCCCCUGGACGACCUCAGUGAGGACCCCAACAGCGUUUGCCACAGGCCACCAUGGCAUCGGACGAAGGCAAGCUUUUCGUCGGAGGGCUGAGCUUUGAUACCAACGAGCAGUCGCUGGAGCAGGUCUUCUCAAAAUACGGACAGAUCUCUGAAGUGGUUGUCGUGAAAGACAGGGAGACCCAGCGAUCGCGAGGCUUUGGGUUCGUCACCUUCGAGAACAUUGACGAUGCCAAGGACGCCAUGAUGGCCAUGAACGGGAAGUCUGUGGACGGGCGACAGAUCCGAGUAGACCAGGCUGGCAAGUCAUCUGACAACCGAUCCCGUGGGUAUCGAGGUGGCUCCGCUGGGGGCCGGGGCUUCUUCCGAGGGGGCCGAGGCCGGGGCCGUGGGUUCUCCAGAGGAGGAGGGGACCGAGGCUACGGGGGGAGCCGGUUCGAGUCCAGGAGUGGGGGUUAUGGAGGCUCCAGAGACUACUACAGCAGCCGGAGUCAAGGUGGCGGCUAUGGUGACCGGAGCUCGGGCGGGUCCUACAGAGACAGCUACGACAGUUAUGGUUGAAGGGAAGCCAGUGUGACUUGGAAAGGUGGCCAGAGAGCAGCGAUGACCUGGGGUCACUGUCCCAGGAGGGCCUUCACCUGGAAGCAAGAGCCAGAGGCAUGGCUACCUGGCCUCACACCAUGUUACCUCAGGUGCAUCACUGGGGAGUUGAGGUGCCAGGGUUCACGUUGCUCCGGGAGGACCAGCUCUGUGGCAGCUUGCACCACAACUAGUACUCACUGUCAGCAGCGGGACGUGGACGUCGGAUUUGAAUAAAGGACUGGUUGAAGAAGCCGCAGCGGAGGAGGUAUGGCCUUCUGGCCAACACCGACGACCCUACGGAGAUGGUAUCGCUGGACAGCGAUGAGGAGAUCGUCUUUGAGACACGGACUCUGAGAUGAUGCUCAGGUCAGGAAGGCGGCGUUUCCAGAAGCCCCGGGAAGAGGACAAGAGACAGAACCCACUCCCAUGGACCGAUCGGGAUCCGGCAGCCCCGUGGGCCCAUCCACCUCCCAAUGCACUCACUGGUCCCCCUUCCGGCUUUGACUUUGAGAGCUCCCGUGGCUCCUGCCUCGCUUGCUCCUCAGCCCGACGCCGCCUCGGCCCUUGACCCAGACAGGACUGUGCAGGAUGCUGGGCAGAAACCAGAGGCCCCGAGAGCCUCCCGCAGGCCUCGGCGAAGGGCGGGACUGGCACCCCCGCACUCAGCCUGCUCUGUGGGGAUGAGGCGGCUGAGCUAAAGCCUGGUGGGUGGCGGGGCGGGCUGAGGGACCUGUCUGGGCUGGGGACAAUAAAGGCAGCCGUGGAGGUG